Dichomitus squalens LYAD-421 SS1 is the source of this 1045-nucleotide messenger RNA. Its product is annotated as P-loop containing nucleoside triphosphate hydrolase protein. Gene Ontology annotation, molecular function: ATP hydrolysis activity; ATP binding. Lineage: Eukaryota; Fungi; Basidiomycota; Agaricomycetes; Polyporales; Polyporaceae. The coding region runs from base 1 to 888 and encodes 295 amino acids. The record is from RefSeq and is a predicted model, not a curated record. The transcript is spliced from 7 exons.
AUGGCGGAAACAUCAGCUGAAACUGCUAACAGCUAUGAGAUCUCAAUUGAUCACUUGACUUACACGCACAGAGAAGGAGUUUCGCCAUCAUUGUCCGACGUGACCAUCCAUCUUCCGAAAGGUUCACGCACUAUUCUUGUUGGUGCUAACGGAGCUGGAAAGUCGACUUUACUUCAGAUUCUCGCGGGCAAGCGCCUCAUAUCAACCCCGGGCGUGGACGUCCGCAUCAAGGGCAGAGACGUGUUCCGCAAGACUCCAGCGGGUAUCACCUUCCUUGGGACAGAAUGGGCGAUGAACCCUGUCGUGCGUGGCGAUAUUGUGGUUUCAGACUUCCUCAACUCUGUGGGCGGCUACCGUCAUAAAGACAGACGCGACCGCCUCCUUGACAUACUUGACGUCGACCUCGACUGGCAUAUGCACCAGAUCUCUGACGGCGAGCGCCGCCGAGUGCAGCUCGUCAUGGGUCUAAUGGGUGACUGGGAUGUCCUCCUUCUCGACGAAGUCACUGUAGAUCUGGAUGUCCUGGUCCGGGAUGACCUGCUUACCUUCCUCAAGGACGACUCUGAAAAGAGAGGAGCAACCAUCUUGUAUGCUACUCACAUCUUUGACGGAUUGAACAAUUUCCCGACCCAUGUCGCUCACAUGCAUCUGGGCACCUUUCUGAUGGAACCCACCCCGUGGCCUUGGGCGAGCGGAUCCAUGGGGGCGACGUCUGUGGACCUUAGACCUCAUCCGACUCUCUACACGGUUGCCUUGCAGUGGCUUAGGGAGGACCGCGACCGUAGGCGGAUGCUGGAGAAUCAGGGCAGGAAACCUCGAGGGGCGCGUGCUGGGACGAUUCCCAGCGAUUCAGAGACCUUCUACAAGAAGUACGACUACAGCCACUAGGCGGCUUUCGCAUAUACGUUUCUUCGGUUACACCGUGUUUUACCCUUUCCUGGUCUUCAUGUUCAACCUGGGGACUCUGCCCGUGGGAUUGUAUCGAUAGCGUCAUAGCAGUAGACUGUAUUGUUCAACACAACAUCCGCAUUGCUCAACCAAUCAC